CAACACCUGGCAAAUAGGCACUUAAAUUCCACCGUUGUUAUUAUUAUUACAUCUUCUGACACCUCAACAUGGCUGCUACCAGUGUUGGGUUUGGCCUCCUGACUGCACCACCCAGAAAACAGGUUUUCUGAAUCUCUGACGAGAGAUUCCUGGACCUGGAUGGGAGCUCAGCCUCUGUUUCCACUCAUGUGUACUGUGCAGAGACAUACUUCCACGCUCUCCUACCCCAAAUGUGGCAAUUUUUGCUUAGACUGCAGACUCAAGAGAUUAGCCAAACCCCAACGAUGUGGAGAGCGCCUCUUGGAGAAAGAACACACACCCAGUGCUGACUCACCCUUAGACACCCCAGUGGGAAGUGCUAAUUCAGUGGCAGAGACAAAAAAAAACCCAAAAGUCAAAACCACACAGAACACCAGAGACUGAAAUUCAGCAAACUUAUGGGAACUCACACUAUGCAAAACAACAGACCACAAGUCUCCUGUCUCUGGAGAGUGAAAAAGCACACCUCACCUCUAGCGGAAGAGAGGUGUCACUAUUUCUCUCUCACCCUCUACCUGCCAGAGAGACAGAGGAGGACACUCGUCCAUCCAAACACGAUACCCUAUAACUAAGACACACCCACGAUAGUAGGUGGAGACUUUGGCUCCACAAUUCCAGGCUCCGGAUGACUUUGGCUGACACCCAUUCAAUCCACAAGCAUUUCCUCCAGCUGUUGCUUGCCUGAGCCAGGACCCGUGGAAUCAGAGGUGCUUGGAGAAAUGGCCCAGGUGAAUGCCCUUUGCCAUCAGACAAAUUUGCCUCAAGUGGAAGCAGAUCAAAUCCAACAGCUUGUGAGGUCUUGCCAGGCAGCCAAGAAAUUUGCCUACUGUCCCUACAGCAAUUUCCCAGUUGGAGCAGCCUUGCUGACCACAGACGGCAAGAUUUUCUCCGGGUGCAACGUAGAAAAUGCCAGCUUCCCUCUGGGCAUCUGUGCAGAACGCACUGCCAUCCAGAAGGCCAUAUCAGAAGGGUACAAGGAGUUCAAGGCCAUGGCUGUUGCCAGUAACAAGCAAGAUGAUUUUGUGGCACCAUGUGGAGCCUGCAGGCAAGUCAUGAGAGAGUUUGGGAAAGACUGGGCUGUCUUCCUGGCGAAGCCAGAUGGUUCCUAUAUCACCCACAGUCUUCAGGAGCUGCUGCCGUUAUCGUUUGGCCCGGAAGACCUGAAGAAUCUCUGAGUACCAACCGUGGAAGAUUGCUUGAAGCCCUUUCCCUCCUCCUGGGAGUGGAUUGAUCACCAUCAUUACUCAAACCGGAUCAGAAGGACCUGGGUUCUAAUCCCGGCUCCUCCGCUUGUCUGCCGGGGAGAAUGGGGAUGUAAAAAUGUAAAAAUGGGGAUGAAGACUGUGAGCCCCAUGUGGGACAUGUAUUGUGUCCAGCCUGAUUACUUUGUAUCUACUCCAUUGCUUAGAACAGUUCCUGCCACCCAGUAAAUUCUCAACAAAUACUAUUAAAAAGCCCUGUACUAAAUGUGUUUUCUGGCUUAAGAGGCCCUCUGCAUGUUCCAGAGAUGUGUGAGUGUGUGUGUGUGAAUAUAUAUAUAUAUAUAUAUAUGUAUAGAUAUAUAUAGAGAGAAAGAGGUGUAUGUGAAUAUAUGUAGAGAGAGAGAAAGGUAGUAUAUGAUUUAUGUGUGUGUCUUUGUGUAUGUGUGUGUUUUCAAAUCCCUGAAGACUUUUAACGUAUACUGCAAUAUUGGAACUGAGAGAGCAGUCUCACUACGAUCCAAGGCCGAGGCCUCUACAGUGUAAACUCGUUAUGGCAGAGAAUGUGACUGCUAAUUCUACUGUAUUGCCCUUUCCCAAGCGCUUAGUAUAGUUCUCUGUACCUAGUAAAUGCUCAAUAAAUACCAUUGAUUG
Molecule: messenger RNA, 1892 nt
Organism: Ornithorhynchus anatinus (platypus)
Lineage: Eukaryota; Metazoa; Chordata; Mammalia; Monotremata; Ornithorhynchidae
Gene: CDA
Product: cytidine deaminase
Exons: 4
Coding region: 759-1214 (151 amino acids)
Cellular component (GO): cytosol
Molecular function (GO): zinc ion binding; cytidine deaminase activity
Source: RefSeq, a predicted model, not a curated record